CCGCUUAUGCAACACAUCAUCGAAAACCAUCCGGACAUGGCAACGGCGCUGCUGGCUGGGGAGAAACUCAAGGAGCUGAUCCUGCCUGGGCAGCAGGACGACAAGGCGGGCUCGCUGGCGGCUCUGCUGCUGCAGCUGAAACUCGAACUGCCCUUCGACCGCGUGGUCACCAUCGGCACUGUCCUCAUCCCGAUCCUGCUGGUCACGCUGGUUUUCACCAAGAACUUUGCCGAGGAGCCAAUAUACUGUUACACACCACACAACUUCACCCGUGACCAAGCCUUGUAUGCCAGAGGAUAUUGUUGGACAGAACUAAGGGAUGCCUUGCCAGGAGUAAAUGCCAGCCACUGGCCCUCCUUGUUUGAGCAUAAGUUCCUUCCAUAUGCCCUGCUGGCUUUUGCUGGCAUUAUGUACAUUCCAGCACUUGGCUGGGAAUUCCUGGCCUCCACCAGACUGACUUCUGAACUUAACUUUUUGCUCCAGGAGAUAGAUAACUGCUACCACCGAGCAGCUGAAGGCCGUGCGCCAAAAAUUGAAAAACAAAUCCAGUCCAAAGGCCCUGGGAUUACUGAACGAGAGAAAAGAGAAAUCAUUGAGAAUGCUGAGAAAGAAAAGAGCCCAGAGCAAAAUUUGUUUGAAAAAUACCUGGAACGGAGAGGGCGCAGUAAUUUCUUAGCCAAACUUUAUCUUGCACGACAUCUAUUCAUCAUCUUUUUAAGCAUCAUCCCAGUCACAUACUUGUCUACCUAUUAUGCUACGCAGAAACAGAAUGAGUUUACGUGUGCUCUUGGAGAACCUCCUGAUAAAACGAGCAAUUCUAAGUUGCUAAUCCGUGUGAACUGCAAACUGCCUUCGGUUCAACUGCAGCGCAUAAUCGCUGCGGUAGACAUUGUCCUUCUUUGCUUCAUGAACUUGAUUAUUCUCAUCAAUUUAAUUCACCUGUUUAUAUUCCGCAAAUCCAACUUCAUAUUUGACAAGCUGAACAAGGUCGGCAUAAAGACUAAAAAGCAGUGGCAAAAGUCACAGUUCUGUGACAUCAAUAUCUUGGCCAUGUUUUGCAAUGAAAAUCGGGACCACAUCAAGUCACUGAACCGCUUGGAUUUCAUUACCAAUGAAAGUGAUCUCAUGUACGACAAUGUGGUGCGCCAGCUACUUGCGGCACUAGCCCAGUCUAAUCAUGAUGUCACUCCAACUGUUCGUGAUUCUGGAAUACAAACCAUAGACCCCAGUAUUGACCCUGCAGAUAUGGACUCUAAUGAGCCACUGAUCAUUAAGCGACCUCGAAAAAAAAUGAAAUGGAUCCCAAGUAGUAAUCCACUUCCUCAGCCAUUCAAAGAGCCGUUGGCUAUUAUGAAGAUUGAAAAUAACAAGCCUGAAAAGCCAAAACCGGUGCGUCGGAAAACAGCAACGGAUAGCCUGAUUGCCCCUUUGCUCGAGUGCAACUCAAAAACCUCCCAGUCAUCUUCAUCUCACAAAAAUGAAUCUAGCACCCUGUCCAGCACAGGAGGUGAGAAGAAGCAUACACGCCACUUUUCUUUAGAUGUUCAUCCAUAUAUACUUAGCAGUAAGAAACCCAAGCCAGAGAUUCAACCGAUUACCUCUAUGGCAACGUCCAAAAGCCAAGAAAGUGGAUUUUUAAGCCAAGAAGAAAAAGUCAUAGUGCACGUCACUUCUUCUCUCAAAGGUUCUUCCCUUCCUGGAAAAGAUACCCUUUACUCGCAUGCCACGUGCAGGACUGUGUCUGCCACUGGGGCUUUUCUCACCUGUAAUCACAACCAUAUAGCAACUUCUGGCCCCGCAGCAAAUGUCACCCUGCCACAGGUCAGCAAGGCAGAGCCAGUAUCUGCCCUGAACUGUAACCCUGCACAUCCUCUUCUGCACAUCAAUACACUGUAUGAAGACCAUGAAGAAGAGGUGUCAGAGCUUAUAGAGGAUUCUUUAGAUAAUAGGAUUAACUCGCCAACAGAAACUGGAGAUAUAAUCUCCAUGCCUUCCACAAAGCAAAUCAUGUUGGCGACUUUCGAUGAACCAUUAGCAAUAGUGAACUCUGUAGAAUAUUGA
Molecule: messenger RNA, 2061 nt
Organism: Varanus komodoensis (Komodo dragon)
Lineage: Eukaryota; Metazoa; Chordata; Lepidosauria; Squamata; Varanidae
Gene: PANX2
Product: pannexin 2
Exons: 3
Coding region: 7-2061 (684 amino acids)
Biological process (GO): monoatomic cation transport; positive regulation of interleukin-1 production
Molecular function (GO): channel activity
Source: RefSeq, a predicted model, not a curated record